UUAAUUUCUCGUAUUAUUGGUAAUACUGAGUUUAAGAUUAAAAAAUAAGCAAGUUAGUAAACAAUGCAAAUAGUAAACUAAAAGAAGAAACAAAUGGCUGAGAAAGAAAUCUGUGGAUUUUUAGAUGUCAAAUAUUGUGGUAGUAAAUCUAAAGUUCAUAAAGUUAAAAAGAGAACACUGGGUCCUUGGAAAGUUUGGAAAAGACAUUGGUGUUCCUUUCAAAAGCUUAGUUCUGAACUAGGCAUUAAAGUACAUCUUGAUUAUUGCAUUGGCAAUGAUAAUAAUUCAUCAUUAAAUGAUAAAGAAAAUUUCAUAAUAAUACCAUUGAAUGCCGUUAUUUCUCGUACUCAAUCUAGAUCUAAACAAUUUGCUUUUGGUAUAUUUGCUAUUAAAGAAAGAAAACCAUUACUUUAUUUAGCUGGUAAUUCAGAGACAGAAUCACAACGUUGGAUGGCAAACAUUAGACAACUAUUAAAACCUAGAAAAUUUAAAAUUAUAACAGGAUCUUAUAAUAUCUCUAUGGUUGAUAAUUCACAUUCUAAGGCAUCAGGGUUGACAGGAUUAUAUGGUGAUUUGAUAACCAAUAGAUUAGGAAUUAUGAUAAAAGAUGUUCAUUCAGGUGAAAUAAUAGAAAAUUUUGAGUGGGAAGAAUUAAAUCAGUUUCAUUUAGUCACAGCAGGACGACCAGAAGAUGUUAAAUGCAUUUGUGUUAUUCAUACGACAAAAAAUUUUCGUGCUGGAAUUGGUGAAUUACAUUUGUUUUGUUUAGAAGCUCCCAAAUUAUUGCAAGAUUUGGUAACUCAAGGUCGUGGUCCAAGACACAAACAAAUUAAUAGAAAGCUUUUAAGCUUAAGUGAAAAUGAUAUUAGAAUAGUAUCUCAUGAUGAACAUUUGCAAAAUUAUUCAAUAGCAAAUAAAAAAAUGGAAUUGAAUAUGUUAAAUGAAAGAUAUGAAGAAAUAAGUUGUAAAGUAUUUAAUAAACUAACUGAGAAUGUCUAUCAAUCAGAACCAUGUAAUUAUUAUCAUAUUAGAAAAUUUUCUGAUAUUUCUCUAACUUCUGGAAUUUAUGAAGAAAUAUCUGAUAAAUCUAGUAAAAAUGCAGCAGCUACUUCAAGUUUCUAUAUAGAGCAUUUUUUUUACAAUCAUUCAUCAGAAGAACCCCCACCUUUGCCUCCACGACAAAGAUGUGCUUCAGAGUCUAUGAAAGAAAGCAGGUUGCCAAAUGUUCGAGUUUCUGGAUCCAAUAGUUUAUCUUUAACAUCUCAUAGAAAUUCUAUAAAAAUUGAAAAAAAUAAUUUAGAAUUUCAAAGAAUAAUGGAUGAAUCUAAUUAUGUUCCUAUGUCACCUCGAUUAAAAGAUAUUACAUUAUUAAAAAUGCAAGCAACAAUGCAAGAAAAUGAUUAUGUUAUUAUGCAAUAGACAGGACAUCAAAUGCAGUUCAGUGAGAGAUCAAUUGAUAUUUUCUAAUAUUUUCUUUUUUAAAUUUAAAUACACAUAUAUUUAUAUAUAU
Molecule: messenger RNA, 1510 nt
Organism: Apis dorsata (giant honeybee)
Lineage: Eukaryota; Metazoa; Arthropoda; Insecta; Hymenoptera; Apidae
Exons: 4
Coding region: 94-1419 (441 amino acids)
Source: RefSeq, a predicted model, not a curated record